This is a messenger RNA of Zymoseptoria tritici IPO323, 825 nucleotides long. RefSeq lists its product as uncharacterized. Bases 1 to 825 code for a protein of 274 amino acids. Lineage: Eukaryota; Fungi; Ascomycota; Dothideomycetes; Mycosphaerellales; Mycosphaerellaceae. The transcript has a single exon. The record is from RefSeq and is a predicted model, not a curated record.
AUGGAGAGGCCCACCACAGCCGUACAAGCGCCAGUCCUGGUCACGCAAGCUGAUAUCCAAAAUGCGCCCAUGAGCGCGGACCACAAGGAAAUCGUUUUGAUGCACCAUCGCCGACUUGUCGCUCAGCUUCCAGGGGAGUUCUCAGCCAGACAGCAGUCCGCUCUCGAUCGACUUGUGCGGAUCACGCUCAUCUUCCGCGACUACAACGGAUACCGGGCCAAGCUUUCAGCCUUUGAUGAGGAUGGCUCGCCCACUACAAUCGAAAGCAUGAUCGUCGACGUCCUCGACGCCUGCAUCCCGAUCUGCGGAGUGACUCAUCCUAUGCGUCUUCCGGAGUCCGGCGCUAGUCCACGAGAGUACGAAGUGCGCAGAAUGGUCCGGCAAUACAACAACUUCCACAGCAUUGUCGAAGACAUCACCCGGCGUGUCCGAGCUCUGAGCAAAGUCGUUCCGGACCGUCACACGCGGGUAGAUAUGGCUGAAGGGAUCGAUUGGCCAAAGAAGCUGAAGCGAGCGAGGAGCGCGGACGACAUCUUCCAAAUGCGGUUCGAGGCUGAUGUGAAGGAGCUCGCGAAGCGACUGAAGCUUGAAUGGGAAGAGAAAUUGCGACAAUGGCAUGCACGACCGCCUCCGCCGUUUGGAGAGACCUUGCUCGAACGAGAGGCGCGAGAGAGGGAGGAGAAGAAGAUGAAAGAAGAGAUUGAGGAGAAGGAGGAGGACGAGGAGAAGCGGCAGAGGGACUUGAUCGUUGGCAAAUUGGCGGAUCUGAGCUUGUUGUGGCCGCCGGGAAAAUGGGAGAAGAAAGAAGGAUUGAGGGAGCAGUGA